Molecule: messenger RNA, 4854 nt
Organism: Plasmodium vivax (malaria parasite P. vivax)
Lineage: Eukaryota; Apicomplexa; Aconoidasida; Haemosporida; Plasmodiidae
Exons: 4
Coding region: 1-4854 (1617 amino acids)
Source: RefSeq, a predicted model, not a curated record
AUGCUCGGCUAUGCCAGGAAAAUAAACCACAUCAAGAAGGUCCUAUACAGAGAGAAGGCGAAGAGAAGCAAAAGAGCCAAGUGCCACAUCCAGCACGUGCCCUACAGCGAUCGGCACAAGGAGAAGGUGACCCUCUGGUACAAAAGGGGGACGCUCACACAGGUGAUUGAAUAUGCAGAGAGGGAAAGGGGCCUGUUCCUCCUCAGUGACUAUGGGGAGGCGCGCACAAAGGGGGGAAGUCAUUUGGUGCCACCUCGAAAGGGUACCCACCUAGGAGUACUUUCUCCUGAGAAUGGCCCUGCAUGGGUUGGCGCAACACCCCAGGGGGUGCCUCGCCAUGGGAACGAGCAUCAUGAACAGGAACACGCGAAUGGCGGGGGGAGGAGGAAUCACAACGGCGGGACCUCCUACGAAUUACUGAGCACCACGUCGCCAAAAGGUGCCCGCCCAGGAGGCACUCCAACCUCUCCUCACACAAGCGAAGAGAGCAUCACGGUGGGGAAAAAAUAUCAAGACGGGCAGGAAAAAGAACAAAUUGAACGAAGCGGAAGAAGCGGAAGAAAUGAACAGAGCAAACCAAACCGACUGCUGAUCCACUACCAUUUGGGGAGCGUAAAAAGCAUGAUGACCAUUUUGGACAAGUGCCAAGCGUACAGGUACAAAAAUGAUACCCUCUUGGGGGACAUUUGCCAAUCCAUCCCCUCGCUCGACCUACGAGAGACCAACGUAAAGGACCUCCUGACCAUUCUACAUGCAUUCAUUAAAUUAAAUUUUUUCCAUGAGGGUCAUUUUAAUUACCUUUUUUUUUGUCUCCUAAAUGAGCAUCUUCUGAGCAACUCCCAUUUGAUAUCCCUCCUGUUCGUUUUGUCUAACGUAGAAAGGAUGAACGCUUUGAGUUGCCUCCUCCUCUACAGAGUCAAUUUUAUGGUGCUCCACAGGAUGCACUCCCUCUCCCUGCACCAGCUGCAUAAUGUGCUGAACGCCUACCUCAACAUGUGCAGGCGGUUGUCCGUUCGGGGAGAACUUCAACGGGGAAGUGCACACCAGGUGAUAAAGACGGAUGGGGGGGGCUCCCCGAAGAUCAAUUCGAAAAAUUUUGAGCUGUUUUACAAGCUGAGGUUUGACGAGGCAGCCCAAGCAGGGGAGACUGCCAAUCAUAGCACUCCCCGCAACUGCAUUCACCUCAUAUUCCGCCUCAUUGACAGCCUGAGGAAGAAAAAGAUCCCCGUGGAAAAGCUGAGCAAAUUCAUAACCCCCCAGGAUUGCCUCAACAAAGCUUUCGUCACCCACUUGAAGAGAGAAAUAGGCCUCCUCUUUGUGAAGAAGCUAAAAUGUGAACACGUCCUCUUUAACCGCCUGGAGAGGAAGCGUCUGUAUCGGUUGAGGGAUUCCAUUUUGGGAUCUCCUAAAGGAAGGGGCCCCCAUGGGGAGGAAAGCGCGGCAGAACAGGGAACCCCCCAGUGGCAUUCCCACACAGAUGAGAAGACUCAACUGGGGACCCACUUAAGGGAGCAAGAACUGAAUUCGGCGCGUACCUUCCCACAGCAGAAGGGGGGGCACACAGGGUCGGCGGCUAUCCAGUUGAAGCUGAUAAGGAGGAUGAAGCGGCAGCUGGACGCCCGGCUCCUCGUGCCGCUGAUCAGGGUGUGCGACUUUCAGGAGGGUGAUCAUCACGAUGGGGAUGGCCGCUCAAUCGGCAUGCGCGAUGUGGAUGACCGCUCAACCGCCCCGCGGAGGAACCCCCCCCUGGACCUGCUCCUCCACGGCUACAAACACCUGCCCCUGAAGUUCGAUGCAAAGAGCCUCGUGGUGACGCUGAGCUGCUUCUCCCAGCGAAGGCAAACACAAACGGAUGAAGUCCUUCACAUGCUAUUAAACCUCAUGGAAAAAAAAAUAAACAAAUUUACUCCAGAGCAAAUAGUAGACAUGAUGAACAGCAUCUCCACCCUGAGAGAUGAAAGAAUACCAAAUGGCACUCUCAAUUUUUUGAUUAGAUUUCUCUUUAACAAAAAUGGGAUUAUUUACAUGAAGGACACACAUGUGAGUACUCUCCUAAAUGUGAUUCAAAAAAAAAAAAAAUUUAUUAACCAAGACGGUGUUCAUUAUAUAAGUCACUUUGUUGUUAACCAUAAGCCGCAUUUUAAAAAUGUGAAAAAUAUGUUUUCCUAUUUUUCCUUCCAUUUUCAUUUUAACACUUUUGGUGACCACUUUUUAAGUGCACUUUAUUGUUCCUUCUUGGGUGGCGGCAGUGGUGGGUACCUCCUCGAGUUGGAUCUCCUCAAUCGAGUUUUAUCAUCCACUUUGGUAAUUCCCUCCUUCUGGAAAUAUCAAAAAAGGGUCUUCAAAAAAAUUGACACUUGUCUGUUGUGCACUUUGAGGAGAAUGAACCGUUCGGACUACUCCCCCCGGCGGAGGGACCUCUCUCAUGUGGUCGAACUUAUUUCCCACAUGAACAGCUCCCUCACGAGCGAUGUUUACAAAGCGUACGAGGGUGAAAUAAAUCAAAUGAGAAGGAAGAAACGUUCCCCUCGGGGGGACAUCACAAAUUUGGUAUGCGGAACGACGAAUGGCGCAAAUGGACAAGUCAGAAAAGGGAACUCUACAAAGAUUGAAACACACAAGGAUGGAAAAAAAAAAAAAAAAAAAAAAUUGCAAUUUUAUUAUGCACACAAUUCGUACAAUGAAGUGUACUUCAUGACGUCAUCCUUCAAUUUAAAAAUCUUCAUUUUGGUCAAAAAAAUUCUCCAAAAGGUGUUAAAUGGGAGGGGAUGUGCUAACCUGCACAGUGAAGAGAUCGCUCUCCUGAUAAAGGCACUAACAAAUCUGCACGAAAUGAAAAAAAAAAUCACGCAGAUGAACAAAACGUACACCUAUUUUUACGUUGCAACGAAGUGGAGAUGCAAAAAAAACAGAAUUGUAAACACGUAUUUUUUAAAAACAAUUAACCAGAUUGAUAAGGAUAUUCUCCAAUUUUUGUGCAAAAUGGACCAGGAAAGGAUCUUUCUCUGCAACGUCCACAUGCUAAGGAGUAACUACCUGUUUGAGCCGCUAAUGAACGAACAACUCGUGCUGUCCCACCUUCAGCAAAGUGUGCGCCGAAUGGGGAACAAACCAGUCAGCACAGGCACCGCCGUUCUUUUCUUUAAUUUUUUGAGUUCCUACAAAAUUGACGAAAUGGUGUUGUCCAGCAGGGGUGUACGCAUGAAGGAUGUGUUGCACAGUCGGGGUGUGCCUCGAGCAGGCUUCGAAGAACUGGAGGGGACGCUCCUGAAGGCCUUCCUGGUCAGCCAAAAAGUGGAAAGUCCAUACCGAAAAAGAGAAAAGCUGUUUGCACACAUGUACAGUGAGAAGAAGAGGCAAAAGUCCAGCAUAAAAAACGCCAUAAAGCAUUUCUUUUUAACGUAUAAAUUCACAAAUUGGGAAUAUUUAAAAAAGUACCAACAGGAGAGGAAAAUCUACAUAAAUAAAAUUUCGAACAACCUGGAGAGAGAAAUGUUAAAAAGGAAAAUAAAAAAAAUGGACGAUCUGGUUAAGCAGAAUGGCACCUUUAGGCAUAUGAACAAGUACAACAAAUUUUUAAUUUGCAAAUUUGCCUCAAAAUGGAAGAAGAAAAAAAAAUAUUUAGUCCUCAAGAGCACCAUUAAUUCGUCCUAUGUGGACGCAAAUGACAUGAUCGAGUUGUUGUUCAGCUCAGUGGUUAUGUCCAUUCGGCAUCUUGUCAAUCACCCUAAGGGGAGUUCCCCCCGCGCACGCGAGCGUCCCACGUGUGAACCACCCACCUGUGAACCACCCACCUGUGAACCACCCACGUGUGAACCACCAACCUGUGAGCCCCCCACGUCUGAAUACCCCAAAUGUGUGACAUUCCUGCUAAAAAAAAUGAUUGUCUUGAAAAAGCCCAAAAUCGUUAACAUCACAUACCCCCUCUACUUUAAGCUCCGUCUCUGCAUUGAGGCCAUCAAAUGGGUGUACCCCAAGCUGAUGAAAAAUUAUGGGCACAUAUUAAUGUACUGGAAGAGAGUGCUGGGCGCGCAUUUGGGGAGCGACAAGACCUUGAAAAAUUAUUUCGACUACGCGCAGAGCGGCAUCAGCGGGAACCAUACGUUGAGCGCAUCCCACAUGCUAGCAAACGGGAGCGAUUGGGGCGGCGCCCCCCACGUGGUUACCCCUGCAAACGGGCAGACGCAGCACAGCCUCACGAACCACGCAAACGACGCCCUCCAAAAAUUUCUAACCUACCCCUGCAUUUCGCAAACGAAUUACAAAUAUAAAUUAAGAAGUAAAAAAAACUACUCCCUCGAGAAUUGUCUUUACUUUAAAAAUUCCAAAUGUUACAAAAACGUAGUCUUUCACGACAUGCACGAGCAUGUUAGCUACCUCCAAAACAGCUCUCACCAGCUGUACAUUAAUUUGGUGCACUUGAAGAGGAGACUACUACGGCGAAGUAACAACCAGGGGGGGCAAAAAAGAAGGAAAAAAAAAAAAAAAAAAAACUAUAAAAGCGUAAAGCAGUUAAACUGUAAUUGUGCCAAACGAAAUAGCAUACUGUUCAAAUGCUCGUUCAACAUAGUGGACGUGAAAAAAGUGGAAAUGUUUCAUAGCCAUCUGGUCAGAGUAGACGUGGCUAAGCGUAACGUCGUAAAAAAUGGCCCAAGCGAAGAUAACACGUUGCAGUUGUGCGCAUCCGCAUUUUGCAAACGAGAAUUAUUUUUAACUUUAUUUUUGAUGAAAGUGGAAUUGGCGAAGCAUAUCCAGACAGAGUUUAACAUCGUGCCGGUGGCCACGGACAAACUGAACAGCAUCCGCAGCAGAAAGCAGCUCCAUUUGUACUUAUCAGCGAAACUGUUGUGUUGA